This is a messenger RNA of Caenorhabditis auriculariae, 1947 nucleotides long. NCBI's taxonomy places the organism in Eukaryota, Metazoa, Nematoda, Chromadorea, Rhabditida, Rhabditidae. The record is from the annotation of a GenBank genome assembly.
AUGUCGGCCGUCCGUCCGAUGGAGCUCCACACGGAGAAGACCCCAUACACGGCUCCGGAGAGGCUCACUCGUGGCCAGAAGGCCAAACGCUGGUUCCGCAAGUACUUCCUCGAAGGUAUCCUCCUCUUUCUGAAAGAAAAUUCAUAAAUCGAAUCGUGAUUCACUUUUCGACAAUGUUUCGAGUGAAUAGAUUCAAAGCAUUUGGUAGUGGGAGAAUAUGAAAAAGUGUGAAAAAGGUCCUUUAUAGAAACUUUUCUAAAAAACUUUUUUUUAAUUUUUCAACACCUUAUCAAUAUUUCUUUUUCAGGCCAACAUUUGGAAGAUGACGCUGCUGAACAACUAGCCAACCUUCCACCAAACCCGUCUUUAGGCGAUCUUCUCUUCAUCAAGUACCGCAAGUUCGUGGCCAUGCUCAUUCCCUUCCUCUUGAUUCACGUAAGUCGUUUUUCUUCCUUUUUCCAAGACACUUCGCAUGUGUUUACAGACAUUUUGGUGGGCCACCGCCAUCAGACACAACUUCUUCCGCUGGUAUCCGGACUACUGGCACAUGCCCCUCACCAUGGUCCUCGGCUCUUUCGUCGGAGGUUCGUUGGAAACUAUUCAAACGUCACUCAACCCAACGACUCUCAGGUAUGACUUCCGAGGGUUCUGGAGCCGUCGCCUUUCCCGUGAUGACGUUGGCUUUGCACAUUGCUCCUGGAAUCGCUCGCGAUUUUUCCCUCAUGAUUCAAUCUAUCGGUUUGUUUCAAAAUGCUCCAUUUUUUGAAUGAUUCUGACGUCUUCUGCAGGUAUGACGUCCGCACUGGUGUGCGUCAUUUUCAUGAAGGUCAAGAUAGAACAUCGCGCGGUCAUUCUUGGAACGGCUGGAGCCAUUCCCGGAUUCAUCAUUGGAGUUCACUACGUGAGUCUGUUUUUUCCACUCUGAAAAACGUUUUGGAAAAGAUUUAACCUGCUCAGUCGCUUACAUAUAUGACUAAAACAAACAAAAAAAAAUUGAUUUUUGUUGAUUGAUCAACUUCAGAUUGAUCCGUUGUUCACCGGACCACAGAAGAAAAUGCUGUUCGUCUCUAUUUGGACCGCUUUCGCCUUCGCUUUGGGUAUCCUCAAUUCGCAUAAGAAGCGCUCCACCUUCCGUGACAUUCCCGAGUUUUGCUUCUGGAAAGGAUUCGUCCUCUUCAUAACGGGAGUCGUCGGAGGUAGACUUGAUUCGAAAAAACGUUAAUAGAUGAAUUAAUGUCUUUUCAGGUAUCUUUGACGCGUUCGCCGGCUCUGGAAUCGACAUCUGCAUCUUCUCGUUGAUCACUCUGCUCUUCCGAGUCACGGAAAAGACGGCGACACCAACGACGGUCGUCCUGAAAGGCAUCAACGCCGUCAUCGGCUUCUACUACCGAGCCGUCAUGAUGGGCGACAUUGAUCAGAUGGCGUGGCGCUACUUUGCUCUCUCGAUCCCUGUCUCCUCUUUCACCGGCCCCGUCGGGUCGUUCCUUGGGUCCCAUCUCCAUCGGCAGGUUAGAACUUUUUGGUUCCGAAGCUAUGAUUCAUCCAAUUCUCUUUUUUUCUGAAAAAGAAUUCGCCCCUACCGAGCCAAAGAGACGGACAAUUCAUAAAAAUCUGUUUUAGUGGGUGAAACGAUGGAAUUUCGUUUCAUAAUUUUCUUAAAAGCUCUCAGUGCUUCAAAACUUUUGAGUGAGCACUUGAGUAUAGUCAAAAGUUCACUUUUUAUGAGAAAAUGUCCAGGUGGUCGCUGCUUUCGUCUACAUCUUGGAGGCGAUCGCCCUGACCGGCUUCCUCUUCACGCGACCUUCGUGGCAGCUCAUCGCCGUCGGCGGCUGCAUCAUUCUGGGCGGCUUCGUCUUCUUCUCGGUCCUGUCCAAAUUCGGCGCGAUCCUCAUGGCGCGCAUCGAAGAACGACGUCGCAAAGAGCAACACAACGGCGUCACUCAUUAA